AUGCUGCCCCACAUCCCAGCAGCAGCAGCAGCUGCUGCUGCAGGCAGUCCUACAUCGCAGCACCUUCAGAGCAUACUGCAGCAGCAGCAACUGCAGCAGCAGCAGCAGCAGCAGCAGCAGCAAGUCACGCCCCAAUCCGUCCUUAUAUUUCAGCUUGCUUCUUUUCUUUAUGAAGAAGCCCGUCGGUUAGAGCAGCACGAGCAGCAGCAACAGCAGCAGCAGGGGCAUGUGGCUGACUCGAGACAGCAGCAGCAGCAGCAGCAGCAGCAGCAGAGGCUGCUUGAGGCAGCAAGAGAAGCUCAGCGACAUCUAAUAGCAGAGGGAGCAGCACCAAGCUGUAUUAGAAGCAUGCAGGGCCCCACACCUUUGUUCCCGUGUGAUGCACUUGUCUUACCUUACUGCAGCAGCAGCAGCAGCAGCAGCAGCAGCAGCAGCGGUUGGCGAGUGCCGCAGGAGAGCUGGGCCCCCGUGCAGUCUUUCUUGCUGCAGCUGCUCGUGCUGCUGCAGCAGGAGACAUCGCAACGUGUCUCCUUCCCGCCUUCUUUGCUGCAGCUGCAGCAGCAACUCUUACCCACCCCCAGGGCCCCCAGGUCUUUGCUGCUGCGAAUGUUGAAGCAGCGGAGACAUCAGCUGCUGCAGCUAGAAGAAGCUGCUGCAGCAGAAACAAAUAACAACAGCAGCAGCAGCAAUAGGUGCAUGCAUGCUGCAGCUGGAACGCGCUGCUGCGGCUGCAGCAGCAGCCACAGCAGCCGCAGCCACUGCCACAGCAGCAGCAGCAGCUUGUUUGCUGCUGCUGGUGAUGAAGGAUCUCCGUCGUUGGUGGGGUUAUGUGCUGCAGCAGUAUCAGGCAGCAGCAGCAGAUUAGUUGCUGCUGCAGCACCUCGCAAUUUGCUGCUGGCGCUGCGAGACAAGAGACGAAAUUUGGAGUGUAUGUACAGCAGCGGAGGCGGUGCAGCAGCAGCAGCAGCAGCAGCAGCAGCAGAGCGAGCUAGAAGCAGAUGCUUAGACGCUGCAUGCAUCGCUCCUCCCUCUGCUGCUGCUGCUUCCUGGAAGCCUUCAAUAACAACAACAGCAGCAGCAGCAGCAGCAGGAACAGGAACAGGAGGGGGUCGAGGGGGUGAGGCGGAGCUAUCUGCUGCUGCUGCUUGUGCUGCUGCUGCGCUGCCUCCGUCGCUGUGGUUUGCUGCUGCUGCUCGCUUUAGAAGACUAGUUAAUGUGUGGGGUCAUCAACAAAUGCUAGAAGAGGAGAUUCAAUUGAUUAACAGAAACCCGCAUCAGCAGCACAUCGUCAGAGACCCCUCGCCUGUCUCUCUCCUCAGAUUCAUACACUCAGGCUCAGUUGUACUGACAGGAGGCAUGGAGGGGCUGAUAAAGGUCUGGGAAUUCGCCUCAGGGCAGCUGCUGUAUUCAUUGCUGCAGCACGAAGGAGAUAUAACAGACCUGUCUGUACACCCUAAUGACUCUCUACUUGCUUCUUGCUGCGGUAGCGGCAAGGUGCGCCUCUGGCGGCUGCUGCCUACGUGGUGGUUUAGUGUGGGGUGUAUCGACACGGGGAGCAGAGUAACGCUUGUUAAGUUUCUUGCUGCUGCUUCUCCUGCUGCAGCAGCAACAGCAACAGCAGCAGCAACAGCAGGCCGUGCAGCGAGAGCAGCAGCAGCAAAAGCUGCAGCAGCAGAAGCUGCAGCAAAAGCAGCAGCAGCAGCAGGGGCAGGGGCGGACGCGUCUAUGGCAGCAGCAGCAGCAGCAGCAGCAGCGGCAGCAGCAGCAGCAGCUGCAGCAGAAGCUAAAGAGCGGGAGGAAGAGGAGGCAGCAGCAGCAGCAGCAGAGCUGCUGCUAGUUUGCUGCGAUCGCGACAUUCGAGUUUACUCACUGCAGCAAAUACUAAUUGCUGCAGCAGCAAAUCCUGGGGGUCUCCUUCAUGUCUCCCCGCUGCAGCUCUACCCCUGGGGCGCUGACUUCUUUCCUCAUGCUAUCGAUAUCACAAAGACGCCCUGGGGCUUCCCUUGGGGUCAUCUGGUAGCGCUGGGCUUAGAUGAAGACUCAGGAGAAGAGACAAGUGAUGAAGAGACAGGGAGACAGCAGCAGCAGCAGCAGCAGCUGCAGCAGCAACUGCAGCAGCAACUGCAGCAGCAGCAACGGGGGGCCGGGGGAUUCUCCAGCACCAGUCUACGCAGGGAGGAGGGAGGAGGCGGGAUCGAUCCCACAACACCCCACAACCCCACACUUCCCUUUCACCUGCAGCAGCAGCAGCAUCAGCAACAGCAACACUCACUGCAGCAGCAGCAGCAGCAGCAACACAGGAGACGAAUCAAACAGCGCAGCAAAACCCUUCUUUUCUGCAUUCCCUCAGCAGCAGAAGUCGCUAGGCUUCGAGGUGUACAGACACCCCAACUGCUGCCGGUCUUUGCUGAUCUAUCAGCUUAUCACGACGCCUUUCCAGAUGUUUGUUUUGCUAAUAGUUCGCUUGACUUGGCUACUGCUUCUGAUGAUGGGGUGUUGCUGCUGUGGCGUGUGUCUGCUGCUGCUGCUGCUGCUACAGCAGCAGAAGCAGCAGCAGCGGCUGAAGCAAGAGAAGCAUCGGCAGACGCCGCAGCAGCAGGAACAGCAGCAGCAUCUGCUGCUGCUGCUUCUCCUCCUACUCCUUCUCCUUUCUGCGAGACCUCAGCAGCACCAGGAUCAUCAUCAGCAGCAUCAGCAGCAGCAGCAGCAGCAGCAGCAGCAGGUCAACCCUCUACACCUCGGCGUCUAGAGGCACAUCAUAUAAGACGUGUUGCGCUGCUCUCUUUAAUUCGCGAACGAAUGCUGAAGGGGUUUUAUUCAAAGACAAACGCAAGAAGAAACAGCUUCAGCAGCAGAGACAGCAGGAGGAGACAGAGAGGAGCUAGCUGCUGUUCAGGAGAUUCUUCUUCAUCAUCAUCAGCAGGAGCAGCAGGCGGAGGCUGCGGCACGUCCGCAGCAGGAGCAGCAGCAGGAGCAGGAGCAGCAGCAGCAGCAGCAGCAGGGCUUGAGUACGGGGUCUGCAGCGUCUGCUUUAAUGCUGAUGAUACUUUACUUUGUGUAGCCGACAAAGUUUCAGCACCUCCUAGAGGGGCAUCGCGGGGAUCGCCUCCUCCAGCAGAGUUUUGUUUACCCGUAGACUGCGGUGUCUCUAUCUUUGCUGUCUCUUCAGGGCAGCGUGUUGCUGCUGCUCUUCAUGAUAAGCUCAGCAGAUCUGUCUCCUUGCUGCGAGCACACCCUGUGUCUCCUCAUCUGCUGCUGGCGGCUUCAUUUGGAGGAGAUGUUUGUUUGCUAUCUCUUGCAGAUGCAGCAGCAGCAGCAGCAGCUACUGCUUCUGCUGCUGCUGCUGCUGCUGACCCUACCACCACCAACAGCAGCAGCAGCAGCAGCAGCAGGGCCCCUGCUGCAGUGUCUGUGGGGGUACCUGUGCUGCGGCAUCUUCGCCUAGGCAUUCAGUGCUGCUGGCUUGAGGGGGACUGGUCGCCUUCAGGGUUUGCUGCUGCUCUUUCACAUCGCUUCGGCUGCUUCUCUCUCUUUGCAUGCGGAUCAUUGGAGGCGUCAGCUGCAACAUUCCCAGAGCAGUUUUUGUCUACUGAGUUAACAUCAGCUGUCUGUACACCUCAAGGGGGUUUAAUAGACAGUGCGACGGGUGUUGUGCUGCCGCUGCUGCCUCGAGGAUCGCUGCUUGAUGCAGGCGGGCGAAGCUUCCCGUUUCAUUUGCAGCCCCCACCUCCUUGUGUCUCUUCAUUGUCAUUUGGCUGUCCUAACGCAGAGCUUUAUGCUGCUUGGAAGCGCCUUUGUGGGGUCUGCAGCAGCUGCAGCAGCAGCAGCAGCAGCAGUAGUAGUAGUAGUAGUAAUAGAGCAAGAACAGCUAUGUAUGUGCGGCUGCUCCCUUGCCGCUGCUGCCCUCCACCAGAUGCAUGCAUCAAAUGCUUCGUAUGUGGGGCACCCUGCGACAAGGCCCCACAACGCAGCAGCAGCAGCAGCAGCAGCAGCAGCAGCAGGGAUUCCAAGCUCUCAGUCUCUAGGCUCGAAGAUAUAAACAAAAUGUGGUGGGCUUCGUCAGAGAGGCUGCGGCGGCUGUGGAGUCAUUUGCCUGCUGAUGCUCUGUCUCUUCGCAUGCUGCUUGUGCAGCAGCUGCUGCAGCGAGCAGAAGCAGCAGCAGCAGCAGCAAGGGCUGCUGCUGCUUCUGAUUCUGCUGCUGAUUCAGCAAUACAAGAAGACGGGAUCGACUCCUUGCCUCAGGGAUUGAGAGCCCUUGCUGCUGCAGCGCAGCGCCAGCAGCUGCUAGCAAUACGGGGGGCCCCAGAGCAGCAGGGUACAGCAGCAGCAACAGCAGCAACAGCAACAACAGCAACAGCAGCAGCAGGAAGCAGGACGUCUCUCUAUGAAGGGUUUGGUGAUGUGGCUGUCGCUGAGCCCCACCGCCGCUAUGCUAUUCUCCUUAUGCACAGACUGCAGCAGCGGGCGCUGUGGGAUGCACAGCGGUGUACACCGAGCGGCAACAUUGAAGUGCUUCGUCAGUACGCGAGAGCUGUUGUCUCUUCUCGCGAGGCCCCCCUGUUGAUGAGAUCUCCUUUAGAGAUGGGGUGGGGGCGCAUGCAGCCCCUGCAGCAGCAGCAGCAGCAGCAGCAGCAGCAGCAGAGGGUUGCAGGCUUUGCAACUCUGAGGGGUAAUGCAAGAAGAACUGCUGCUGAGCAGUCUCCGUUUGGUCGCGCUGCAGCAGACUAUGAAGACGAUACAGCAGCAGCAGCAGCAGCAAGAGGCAGAGGCCGCAUGCAGCGAGCAGCAGCAGCAGCAGCAGCUGCUGCUGCUGCUGCUGCUAACCGCCGCAGCAAUCGAUCCUCUGCAUCCUCCGGGCGCCGCUUGCGUGGGGGACCUUCUGCAGCUGAAGGCGACGGCUCCUCUCCCUCGCACAGCAGCAGCAGCAGCAGCAGCAGAUUUCAACGAAUUGAGAGCCCCGCAACUUCUGCUAGCGAAGAAGACCCUCGAGACAGUCAGUGGGGCGGAGAGUUUCUGUCUCCGAGGAGACAGCGACGCAUGCGUCUUGCUUCUUCAUCGUCUUCCUGCAGAUCCAGCAGCAGCAGCAGCAGCAGCAGCACAAGCAGCAGCAGCAGCAGCAGCAGCAGCGAGACCGACUCUAGUGGGGGUGUCUCCACUCGAUAUGGGUCAGCAGCAGCAGCAGCAGGACGACGCCAACGCAGGUGGAGGGUGCGUGAUGCUUUGGGGUCUCCUGCUAGAAGGGAGCAGCGCAGCAGCAGCAGCAGCAGCAGCAGCAGCAGAGUGCGGCGCAGCAACAGACUUGCAGGAAGCUUAACUGUGAAUGCUCUCGCGCUGCUUACUGAUCCCACUGUCUCCGACAGCAGCAAAAGAGAGCUGCAGCGUCUUGUAGAUCCAGAUGAAUUAAAGCUAGCCCGGCAGCACCAGCUGCUGCUGCGCAGACGCGCAGCAGCAGCAGCAGCAGCAGAAGACAGCAAACGCCUACCCCCUCAAAGAAUUGAUGCAAAUGAACGAUGCAUACACCUCAGAUGUGCUGGUCUCUCCCCCUUCCCUGUUGGAAGCAUUAUGGCUGUCAAGGAUCUGCUGCUGCUGCAGCAGCAAGCUGCAGCAGCAGCAGCAGCAGCUGCUACUGCUGCUGCUGCCUCUGCUGCUGCUGCAGUGCAACAAACAAACGCAGGGAUACUCACGCCCCAGCAGCAGCUGCUGGCCCUUUUGAAGCAGCAGCACGAAUGGAUAACAGCUCCCAGCAGCAGCAGCAGCAGCAGCAGCAGCAGCAGCAACAGGGAGUCUCCGCGAGCGCUGUCUGUCUCCGUUUCACCAGGCAUCGGUAUCUCUUCUUCGUCUCCUUCCUCAGCAGCAUCAGCAGGUGCAGCAGCAGGAGCAGCAGCAGCAGCAGCAGCAGCAGGCGGGGCCCUGCGCACUGAAAGACCCGAAGGAGGCUGCUUAAUUUGCUCACAGCUUCAUCGCUGUGCACUGUGCAGAAUCAGCAGCAGCUCUGUGCUGCUGCCUCCUCCUCUGCGUCGCUCAAUAGAAUUAGGAGAGCUUGUGGGGCCCUUUAGGGUGUAUGCACAUGAAACCAGCAGCAGCAGCAGCAGCAGUAGCAGCAGUAGUAGUAGCAGCAGCAGCAGCAGUGGGGUCCAGCAGCAACAGCAGCAGCAGCAGCAACACCGAGCCGGGAGCCUUUGGCUGCAUGUGCGGUGUCUGAUGAGCAUCACGGGGCUGCAUGCAGACCGAUUCUCUCGGGGAUUCUUUAAUCUUAAGGAGCUAACGACAGCAGCUUUAAAGAGGCGCUGCAGCUUCUGCGGUGCUGUUGGUGCUGCUGUUGAGUGCUGCGGUGUGGGGUGUCUGCAUUUCUUUCAUUAUGUUUGCUGCGCCUUGUCUUAUCUCGCUCCGGGUGCAGCAGCAGCAGCAGCAGCAGCAGCAGAUGGCAGGCAUGCAGCCUCACCCCUUGCAGCAGCAGCAGCAGCAGCAACUCCAGCAGCAACACAAGGGGCAUCAAAAGGCGUCAUCCCGGACCCGCUCUACUUUGGUAGUUUCUUGUGCCUCUCGUGCCAGCGGCAAAGGAAGCCGGAUGAUAGUCUGGCGCCUCAUUUUUCUGGCGAUGUCUUACGGAGUGCUUCGCUUCGCUCCUGGCUGCAGGGCGACCACCGCUGCAGCAGCAACAGCAGCAGCAGCAGCAGCAGCAGUAGCAGCAGCAGCAGCAGCAGCAGCAGCAGCAGGAACAUACCGGGGUCUAACAACCGUUUCCGCAUUCUUCUGCGUUCCUCUCAGGAGGAGAAGCCUGCAAUAGCUGACAGCAGCGCUGCCGCUGCAGCAGCACCAGCAGCAGCAGGAGCAGCAGGAGGAGCAGCAGGAGCAGCAGCAACAGGAGAAGGGGUAUCAUUAGAAUCAGGAGGAGCUGCUCUAUCUUAUCCUUGCUGUUUCAGCAGCCCUAGUGGGGUGUAUACACCUCAAAUCGGCGACAUUGUCCGAUACUUUCCUCAGCUGCAUCAGCAAUCCGCGCUGCAGCAAGACAAAAUUCAGCUAUGGUCCCCCAACACAUUUUCGCCGUGCGAUGCUGCUGUUAUUAAUCUGCAGUUUGUACUGCCAGGGCUUCCAGUGGCUGAGGAGCCUUUGCAGGUUUCUGCAGCUCUUGAGUUGGAGGUGCUGUCUCCUUCGCAUGCAGCAGGAGACAGAUUUAGUUUGCAUUACUAUCCCUCUUCCGAUGGGGCAGCAGACUUUCUGGUGUUGCUGCUGGACCUGCAGCGCGGCCUGUUGAGGCUGCUGCUGCUGCAGCAGCAGCUGCUCACCAUGCAGAGGGAGCACUUUAUCAAACAACAGCAGCAGCAGCAACAGUUGCUGCUGCAGCAGCAGCAGCAACAGCAGCAGCAGCAACUCGAAGAUGCCGCCAGAAGAACACCCAGACGCCGUGGAAAGAAGCUGCAUCCUGAAGACAGAGAAGGCUCAGUAUACAGCAGCAGGAGGCAACAGCAGCAGCAGCAGCAGCAGCAGCAAGACUUGUCUUGUUUCCCUCUUAUUCAGGUGUAUAUGGAUGGCCGCUACUUCCCUGCCUGUCUCCUUUCAAUUAGACCCCCAGCACCAGAAGCAACAGAGACAGCUCGUGCAUUGCUUGCUGCUGCUGCUGCUGCAGAAAAGGAGCAGCAAAAAUCACCCCAACACCAGCAGCAGCAGCAGCAGCAGCAGCAGCAGUGGCUUCUUGCUGAGGGCCCCAGGGCCCCUAGGGGCCUCCUCGAGGUUCGGCGUCUUGCGCUUGCGAGUUCGUUAAGGGCCCUAGUGGGGUCUGAUGCAUAUCCUCGCUUUCUUACUGAUACCAUCACUCUCAGCAACAGCAGCAGCAGCAGCAGCAGCAGCAGCAGGAACAGGGCUGCAAGAGAAUCUACAGGCACCUCCGUUGCUGCUAGCGAUGCAGCAGCUUGGUGUUAUGUCGCUUCCUUAGGGUAUGAAUCGAUACAAAUCCAAUACUUAAAAGAAAAGGAAGCUCCUAGGGAGGCCCCUAGGGGGGCCCCCAGGGGGGCCCCCAGGGGGGCCCCCAGAGGGGGGGGGCCCCAAGGGGGAGGGGGGCCCCCUGGGGGAGGCCCCGAGGCUUCAGGGGACCCCCUAUGGAUGAGCCCCUGGGAGGUAGACUUUGCUGCGGGGCCCCUGUAUGCUGCAGAGCAGCAGCUGCAGCAGCAGCUGCAGCAGCAAGAGUUCCCCCUUGAAAGACAGAAGUGGUUGCUGCAACAACUCGAACUACUAAUUGCUACUCCAGCAGAUGCUGCAGCAGAUAGCAGCAGCAGCAGCAACAGCAGCAGCACCAGCAAAACUUUGCGGUACCAGGCCUUCAUAGAGGACAUCCCGGAGUGGACCGAAACCAGCAGCAGCAGCAGCAGCAGCAGCAGCAGCAGCAGCGGCAGGGGCAGGAGCAGCACUAGCAGCAGCAGCAGCAGCAGCAGCAGCAGCAGCAGCAGCCCUCCUGAGUGGGUGUCUGACUACUGGAGAGAAGUUGCUGUGGGUGUGUCUCUGUCGUCUAUACGAAGGAGGCUUCAGAACGGCUUCUACCGCAGAGAAGCAGCAAUGCAUGCAGAUUUGCUGCUGCUGCUGCACAACUGCAGACAGUUCAACGCCCCUACUGAUGAUUUAUGUCUCCUGAGUGAAGAAUUGGAGAGACACUUGCUGCUGCUCCAGCUGCUGCCGCAGCAGCAACACAGACCCAUGCUGCUGCAGCAGCAAAUACACACACAGUAUAGGCUUUCGUGUCUCCUCGCAGCAUCUAUUGAGCAGCAAGCAGCAGCAAACGUCUCCUUCGUUGCUGAACACGAGAACUGGAUGCAGCAGCAGCAGCAACAGCAGCAGCAGCAGCAGCUGGGGCAGCUGCGCCUGGAACAGCAACAGCAGCAGGAGAUAUUGCUGCAGCACCACCAACAACAGCAACAUCAGCAGCAGCAACACCAGCAGCAGCAGCAGCAACAACAAGAACAAGAACAACACCAACCGCAGCAGCAGCAACAGCAGCAACAAGACAUGCAGCAGCAGCAACAAGACAUGCAGCAGCAGCAACAAGACAUGCAGCAGCAGCAACAACAGCAACAGCACCAACAGCAACAGCAGCAGCAGCAGCAACAACAACAGCAUCUGGGAGGAGACAGCGGCAUCAUUGCGUCCUCUUCGACUCUCCCCACAACAGCAGAAGAAACAGGAACAGCAGCAGCAGCAGAAGCAGGAACAGAAGCAGCAACAUCAACAGGAGCACCAGAACCGAGCCCUGCAGCACCAGCAGCAGCAACUGCAGCAACAGCAACUGCAGCAACAGCAACUGCAGCAGAAGCAACUGCAGCAGCAGCAACUGCAGCAGCAGCAACUGCAGCAGCAGCAACUGCAGCAGCAGCAACUGCAACUGAUGCUCCUCAAGGUGGGAAGGGCUCCAAGCGCGGUAGCAGCAGCAGCUCCACCAGAAGCAGCAGCAGCAGCAGCAGCAGCAGGAGGUUCGUGCACUUAGAGAUGCAUCUCCAGCGGGCCCGCCGCAGCAGAAGGCUGGAGGCAGAAGAGCAGCACCAACAGCAGCAGCAGCAACAGCAGCUGCAGCAGCAGCAGCAGCAGCUAGAGUGGAGUCCUUUAGGAGAUAUGAACGGCGAGUCUUCUGUCUGUUCAUCAGAUGGUAUCUCUGUGAAAAGAGCUUCUCCUGAAGACAAGCAGCAACAAGAAGCAACGCUGCUGCAGCAGCCUGAGCGGCAGCAGCAGCAGCAGCAACAGCAGCAGCAGCAGCAGCAGCAGUGGCCUGUGGCUGUUGCUGUCUCUUAUGACGAAGCGGAAGACCCCUCAGAUAUAUUGAAGCCCCGCAGCUGCAAGUUUAAUGAGGGUGGAGACAGCAGCCCAGAUACCGCAGCAGCAGCAGCAACAGCAGCAACAGCAGCAACAGCAGCAGCAGCGGGAGAGUACGACAGCAGCGACGAUGAAGGUGUUUGUUCAACUGCUACUCUAACCCACUCACCACCACCAGCAGCAGCAGCAGCAACUGCUGCUGCUGCUGCACCAACCCGCAGGAAACGUUUGCGCUGCAGCAGCUCGCAACGGGAGUCCCCCGAGAAGAGACAUCAUCAUCAUCAGCAGCAGCAGCAGCAGCAGGAAGGGGCUGCAGCCUCAGUGUCUGCUGGGGCUUCUUCAAGUAGAGCUGAGAGGGGUGGUGAGCAGCAGAGACAAACAGGAGACAGAAAAAGAAACAGCAGCAGCAGCAGCAGCAGCAACUUAAGGGCUCGGAACAGCGGGGGGCGACGCUCAGCAGGGAAUAGACCGUCGCAGCAGCAGCAGCAGCAGCAGCAGCAGCAGCUAUUUGAGAACGGCAGUGCGUACGACGAAGGCCCUCAAGAUGAAUGGGCAGAGCUGCAGCGAGCGAUGGAGUUGAGUUUAAAGACAUUUGAAGAAGAACAAGCAAGACACCAGCAGCAGCAGCAGCAGCAACAGCAGCAGCAGCAGCAGCAGCAGCAGCAGCAGCAGGGAAAUGGCGUGGAGGGGACGCAAGCUGAAGACGCAGCAGCAGCUGCGGAUGCUGCUGCAGCGACAUCGAAAUAUAUGAACGCCUCGCUGCAGGGAGGAGACAGAGAGGGACAAGUUGCAGCAGCAGCAGCAGGAGACACAGCAGCAGGAGACACAGCAACAGCAGCAACAACUGCUGCUGCUACUGACCGAAAAGAAAAGCGCAGCGGGAAGCGGCGCCGCCAGCAGCAGCAAAAUUAG
Molecule: messenger RNA, 10707 nt
Organism: Eimeria acervulina
Lineage: Eukaryota; Apicomplexa; Conoidasida; Eucoccidiorida; Eimeriidae
Product: WD repeat domain-containing protein, putative
Exons: 12
Coding region: 1-10707 (3568 amino acids)
Molecular function (GO): protein binding
Source: RefSeq, a predicted model, not a curated record